This is a messenger RNA of Gadus macrocephalus (Pacific cod), 1878 nucleotides long. It is a transcript of the gene dcaf13, whose product is annotated as ddb1 and cul4 associated factor 13. The record is from RefSeq and is a predicted model, not a curated record. NCBI's taxonomy places the organism in Eukaryota, Metazoa, Chordata, Actinopteri, Gadiformes, Gadidae. The transcript has 11 exons. Gene Ontology annotation, cellular component: small-subunit processome; nucleolus. The coding region runs from base 133 to 1470 and encodes 445 amino acids. Gene Ontology annotation, molecular function: protein binding. Gene Ontology annotation, biological process: maturation of SSU-rRNA from tricistronic rRNA transcript (SSU-rRNA, 5.8S rRNA, LSU-rRNA).
AGAAAAAACACGAAGAAGUGUGUUAAUCCACGUGACCUCACAACAUCAACACAUGGCCACUCUUUCAUAGAAUGCAUUUCUCAUAGAAAAAUAUACUUUUUAUGAAUACGCUCACACUUUCUCAACAUCACAAUGAAGGUUAAAGUGCUGUCCAGAAACCCGGACGACUAUGUCCGCGAAACUAAAUAUGAUAUCCAGCGUGUCCCAAGAAAUUAUGAUCCAACCCUCAAUCCAUUCGAAGUGCCAAGGGAGUACACCAGGGCUAUGAAUGCCACUAAGCUAGAGCGAGUACUUGCCAAGCCUUUUCUUGCUUCUCUGGAUGGACAUAGAGAUGCUGUCAACUGCAUGGCCAAGCACUCCACUAGCCUUUCCACUCUGCUGUCUGGCGCAUGUGACGGAGAGGUGAAAGUGUGGAAUCUGACGAAGCACAAUUGUGUCCGCACAAUCCAAGCACAUGAGGGCUUUGUUCGCGGGAUGGUGGUCCGCUUCUGUGGCACUUCUUUCUACUCGAUUGGUGAUGACAAAACGAUCAAACAGUGGAAUAUGGAAGCGCCGGGCUACGGAGUGGAAGAGGAACCAAUCAAUACUAUCCUUGGCAAGACGGUUUUCACCGGUCUCGACCAUCAUCAGAAGAACGGCACAUUUGCCACCUGUGGCCAAACCGUUGACAUCUGGGAUGAGCAGAGGAGCACUCCCAUCCGCUCCUUCAGCUGGGGUGUGGAAAGCUUCAGCUCUGUGCGCUUCAAUCCAGUAGAGACGGAGCUUCUUGCUAGCUGUGCUUCAGACAGAAGUAUAGUCCUUUACGACAUGCGGGAGUCGAUGCCACUUAAAAAAGUUAUCAUGACGAUGAGAAGCAAUACAUUAUCCUGGAACCCCAUGGAAGCGUUUUAUUUCACAUGUGCAAAUGAGGAUUAUAAUCUGUACACGUACGACAUGAGGUACCUGGAGAAGCCGGUCACGGUGCACAUGGACCACGUCUCUGCGGUGCUUGACGUGGACUACUCCCCCACCGGCCGGGAGUUUGUCUCGGCCAGCUUCGACAAGAGCAUCCGCAUCUUCCCCAAGGAAAACAGAAACAGCAGGGAGGUGUACCACACCAAGCGCAUGCAGCACGUGGUCUGUGUCAAGUGGUCGGCCGACAACAAGUAUGUGAUGAGCGGCUCAGACGAAAUGAACAUCCGCUUGUGGAAGGCUAAUGCAGCCGAGAAGCUCGGAGUGCUCUCCCACAGAGAGAAGCUAGCAGCAAACUAUAACCAGAAGUUGAAGGAGAAGUUCCAGUACCAUCCCAAGGUGAAGCGUAUCGCACGCCAUCGCCACCUGCCCAAGCACAUCUUCACAGAGGCUAAGGAGCACACCGUGAUGAGAGUGGCUCGCCGCAGGAAGGAACGCAACGUGCGCAAACACAGCAAGCCAGGAGCCGUGCCCCUGUUGUCGGAGCGGGAGAAGCAUGUUGUGGCCGUGGUGAAAUAAGAGAAGAGGCGGCGACCUGGUGGAAUCCAGCGGGAGGCGGAAAAACCUCAACAUGUCCCACAGUCUCCCAGUGCAGUGACACUGAGACGAUGCUGUCACUCAGAGGGAUAUAUAUAGAUUUAAUAUUGUAUAUUAACAGGCUGCCUGUGACUUUUUGGCUUGUUUCAGUACUAGAGUGAGUCAUUGGAUUUAUUUUAUUCGAUGAUUUGUGUCAUUGGUUUUGUGUCAAAAAUAAAACCCUGAUUACUUUUAUUCAGGGGAUUUUCCCUCUAUUGUAUACAUUCUUUUUUUUUCAAAUGUUGGAAGGUCACCAUAUCUUUAUGUAUUGCUACCGAAACUCGACAGCAAAAAAAUGAUGAAAGACACAUUUUGGGAAAUGUUUUAUUAAUUAAAAAUUGACUUUUUGAA